CUAAAAGCUACCAUGGUCAUGGCUGACCCGAACGCAUGCGGUCAAUGCAAUAACACAUUAGUGUGGUUUUGGUCCAUCAAUGUUCAGGGAGAUUCCACAAGCAGUGACUGGAUGAAUGAAUGUGUGCACUUUGCCGUAACUGUGGUGCUAAUGACAUUGGCACUGCAUGAUCGUUGGGCAGAGGAAUUGCUGCUGGUUGGUCUGGAAAUGGCAUGGACAGUCAACUUUCUCACAUACAAAUCUCAACAAUGGAUCCGCCAAAUACAGAAGGCCAAUGCAAAUGACAUGGCCAGCCAUCGUUGCCAUGCAACUCGCCAGGCUCAAAUUUACGUCCAACUAUCACAGCAAGCACAAAACAGCUUUGAAAGAACAAAAUGUAUGGCUGGGGGGAUGAAGUGA
This is a messenger RNA of Suillus bovinus, 399 nucleotides long. RefSeq lists its product as uncharacterized. The record is from RefSeq and is a predicted model, not a curated record. NCBI's taxonomy places the organism in Eukaryota, Fungi, Basidiomycota, Agaricomycetes, Boletales, Suillaceae. The annotation marks the transcript as partial. The transcript is spliced from 2 exons.